AUGAACCUCGACGACUUAAGCCAAUCUAAAAGUGACGGGGAUAAAGAUGAUUCAGUCCUUUCAGGAGGAUCCAUUCAUAAAGAUGAGGCAAUCUCUUCGCUCACCCCACUAGAUCUGUUUCUACUGGACUUGGAUAAAAACACUGCAUUGAUACCUCGCUGCCAAGAGGUCAUCGACAUCCAAAUGGGAGUCGAAAACCUUCUAAAAGAUCUUCUCCUGGAAGUAGAACAGGAAAAUCCCUUCCUCAAAACAACACUUAUCAAUAGUGGCAGUUUCUAUGAAGACACAAAAGUCGAAAAACCGAAUGAGUUUGAUUAUCUCGUUCAGCUCGAUAAUUUCUCUGAGCCGAGAGACAUUCAGUACGAAGAAUUAGCCGGGGCUUCAGUUAUUGUGAUUCCCAGCCAGUCGAGUUUUGAUAAACUACGAAAUCUAUCAACUUACAAGGAUGUCCCACGAAGUAUUUCUCAUUUCCAAUGGAAAACGCAUGUCAAGGGACCGUUUUAUGAAAUACUUCGUGAAAAGGAGAGUGGGUACGAGGGAUAUGGAUUGCGUGUCAUAGAAGGCCUAACCAAGCACGGCCCCGCGUGCAGUUUGAAGCUUCAAUGGAUUGGCGGAGAACGCUACAGUGGGUUAAAAAUCGGGGUUGAUUUGUCAUUAGCAGUAAAGAUUAACUUUUCUUCUUCCACCAUGAACUUAAAGCACUGCACAGAGAUUCCAGCUGAUGUCAUGCAGAAGAUUAUUUCUGACUCUGUGCCCUAUUUCUUUGCUGUUAGUGACUAUAAGGGAACUAAUUGCCCUUCUUCAAAUUUGUUGAAAGAUCAUCUGGGAGAUUCGCAUCCUAAUGAGUAUUUUUUUCGUCUUCGUUGUUCCCAGUCGUGUCUUGAACAGGCGCUGUUCCAACAUUUUGGCCCUGAAGGAGGACCAACCGUGUGUUUAAGGAUACUCAAGAUGUUGCGUGACAUAUCCACUAUCGUUGACCUUGCUCCGCACGAAUUUCUACUGAAUGCUAAUACUCGCUUGCCAAACACCGAAUUUCAGGAUUAUCUCGGUCUUGAUCUUCCAGAGGGAAGCAACGGUUAUUUUUCUUCAUAUGCGCUAAAAACUUUAGUGUUAGCUGAAUGGAGUCGAUACCCAGAAAAGAAAUAUUGGUCUGGAAGCUGUAUGAGUGAUCGUGUUUCUCGAUUACUAGAUCAGCUUCUUCUUUGUGUAAAGCAUGGGGGUAUGCGAAGUUUUUUUUAUUCAGAUUAUAAUGUUUUACCCGGAGAUUUCGACGAGGAGAUGUCAGGGGGGCAGGCUACAGCCAUCAACUCAAUAACCAUCCUGCAGCACUGGAUGACAUCAAAAAGAAAUGACACUGAUUACAAUUUCAAUGACUGCCUCCAAAGUGUUACAGAAGAUUCAAGACUUGCAUCUCAUAAAAUAACGUUUACAAAUUUGUCAUGUCUGACACUUAGCAAUACUUUUAGGCGAGAGCUGGAACUAGUGAUAAGUAAAGCAACUGGAAUAGAACCCCUAGAUCGAAAUAAAACAAGGCAAAGAAAUGGACCAUUUUCAACUAAUCGAAAUCAGUUUUUGCUUUCAUUUACACUGAACCAAAUCUGUUUCUGUGAAAUUUACAUUCAAGCCUUAGUUAAAAAAGUUGCUUCAAAAGAGAAGUUAAUACUAUUAAACCCCCGUAAAUGCUUCGUAUCCAAUGAAGGCUAUACCAGAGCAUUAGACCUUUUCAAAGAAGUAGCUGUAACAAGAAUGAAUAGCCUUGGAGAUAAUUUACCCAAUUACAACAUCUGGACAAAGGAAUUUAAACCGGGUGACAAAGGGAUAGCCAAUUUUGUGAAGUUCCUAUCAGAUAUCUUUAGAGAAGAUCUUCAGAUCCUGCAAAGUAAACUUUGA
This is a messenger RNA of Pocillopora meandrina, 1890 nucleotides long. The record is from the annotation of a GenBank genome assembly. NCBI's taxonomy places the organism in Eukaryota, Metazoa, Cnidaria, Anthozoa, Scleractinia, Pocilloporidae.